Molecule: messenger RNA, 4985 nt
Organism: Gambusia affinis (western mosquitofish)
Lineage: Eukaryota; Metazoa; Chordata; Actinopteri; Cyprinodontiformes; Poeciliidae
Gene: recql4
Product: RecQ helicase-like 4
Exons: 29
Coding region: 443-4858 (1471 amino acids)
Biological process (GO): DNA replication; telomere maintenance; double-strand break repair via homologous recombination
Cellular component (GO): nucleus; chromosome; cytoplasm
Molecular function (GO): nucleic acid binding; four-way junction helicase activity; ATP binding
Source: RefSeq, a predicted model, not a curated record
CCAAAAUGAUCGUUGUUUUUUUUUUUUUAAAUAAACAUCAUGUAUGCUCCAGUAUCUUCAUUGAAGGCUGCUUUAAUUUCGAAACUAAUCAGCUAGAUGUUUUUUGUUUUUUUGUUUGUUUGGUUUUUUUUAGCUAGUUAUAGGUUUUAUAGGAACGGAGGAUUCAGGAACGAACCUGGCAACACAGGCGCGGGAAAAUCCUAAACAACAAAUGCCGCUUCCGCUUUCUCCAAAAACAGAUCGUCUUUCAAACAGUAAAGACAUUUCAUGAAGAUAUAAUAGCUUAGCGGAAUACUUUAGGAUUUAAAAUUGAUGGAAAGUGUCCGAUCUUUCUCAGCGACAUCGCGCCGGUUGCUAGCUUUAGCGUGACGUAAGUUCUGAAAACGAUGAUGCUCAUGAAAUGACUUUUAAAUAACUUUUACUGGUCUUGAAUCAAGUCAGAAUGGAUCGCUACAAUGAGGUGAAACUGCUGCUGAAAAACUGGGAGCAGGGUUUUCUCCAGCAGCACCAGAGGAAACCCAGUAAGGAGGACAUUGACCAGGCUCCAGAGGAAACAAGGAGGCUAUAUAAGGAGUACAGGAGUUUAAAACAAGCUAAAGUAAACGAUGCAUCCAGCGGCCAUAGAGAGGUCACAGCAGAGAUCAACCCAACAAAUAAGCAGGAAUCAGAUUGUUGGGGAGCCCAUCUGAAUCGCAAAGCAAUGCCGCUCUCUGCUCCAAGGUUGACGUCUCAGGAGAAACACAGUCUCAUGGCUUCAUCGCAGUAUUAUGGCCUAAAGCUUAAGAACAACCUUUCUGCACUCAGUAAGGAGAAACCAGAUUCUCUGAAGAAAUCCCUUCGUACUGGUCGAGUUCCUCUCAAUUGCUUAAAAGAUGAUCAACCAAUACAGAAGAACAGACUCAGUUUAUCAAUUGGUUCUGCUAAAAAUUCAUCUAAGGAUGAACACCAGGAGAUUCUCUCCCCAAGAUCGAUGAAGCCUCCGUUUGGGUCAGUGACCUCUCCGUCUCCCCACGCAGCUGAGCCUGAAGAACAGUUUGAGCCAGAACCAGUAGAAGCUGCUAUCAGUAAUUCUGUCCAAGAUGAUCAUAGAAUCGGUGCUGAUUCCCAGUUUCAGAUCGCUAAAGCUUCGUUUGCAAACAGAUCCUCCUCUCUUUUAUCACCUUCAUCCCCUCAAUUUGCUCCUACAAGCACAGGAAAGGAAAACGAAGAUGCAGGAAGUAAAGAAGAAAAUUCCCACUCAGGAAGUGCAGCUGGGAGUGUCGAUCUCGGCGCUUCGGCUGGUUUUAAACGAAGCCCGCCUUUUCUCGUCGGGUCAGGAGGGAGUUUAGCUAAACGACCCUCUGUUGCCAACAGACUGAGCGCCGUUGACAGGAACUGGUUGGAGAGAUGUCAGGUGUUUGGGGAGAUGGAAGCUGAGGAGAUUCCCGGAGGAGGAAAUCAGGAAAUUAAAGUGAAAAAACGACAGGAGAAGGAAGUCAAGGGAGGAAAAGCUGAAGGAGAUUUAGAGGGUGAAAGAAAACAGCCAGUAAAUUUGGGACAAGAAGAAAAGUUAGCAGAUCCAGAUCCAAAUUGUGCUCAAGAAGAUUCUGGAAAAAGCAAAAGGGAGAAAGCUGGGAAAACAGAAAGAGGAAAGUCGUCACAUUUACCAGAUAACAGCGAAGAUGGUCUGAAAUCAAAAGGUACGAAGAAAAAGAGGCAGAGAGACGGAGACGACGUGGACGAAACGGCAAAAAAGAGGUGGAAAAAUCCUAAAGAGAAAGAGGAGAGAUCGAGUUUAAGCCCUGAUUCAGCUGAUGGAGGAGAAAAGAAGAAGCAGAAAAGCAAAAGAAAAGACGGGGAUGAGGAGGAAACGACCAAAGGAGCAAAAACGGCGGCCCAGGAGAACCUUUUAGGAGAAAUUCAGGAGGAGUUCAGAACAAAUCGGGUUUAUCAGAGGCAGCCAGUCAGAACCAGAGGAACAAAAGGCGUAGAGGGAAACUUUGUGAAGAUAAACCUGAAGAAGAAAUCUCAUGUGAAAGGAUACGCGUUGAGGGGAGUUGGUUUGCGCAAACAGCUGUACAUGCAGAAGUUUCAGCUGAAAGGAGAGCGGUUCGGCGGAGGCAGAGGAUUCUUCGGCAGAGGACGGAGGGGCGGGUUCAGAGGGGCGCCGAGUCGGCAGGGCGACACCUGCUACAGGUGUGGAGGAAGCGGACACUGGGCUGUGGACUGCACAGGACCAGCCCCUCCACCACCUGUUUCUGAGGAUCGGCCUGCAGAAGAGGAACCGUUUGAACUGCCCACCCUGGAAGACGUUGCCAGGGCAACGGGAACGCUGCAGCCUCAGCCUCUGGCAGCGUCUUCUUGUGUCAACGCAGAAAAAUGGCAACAGGAAACUGGAGCGGACAGCCGGCGGACCGAUGAGAUGCUGCUCAACGUCAUUCGUCCCGACUACGAGCGGCCCGCUCCGCCACCGCCGAUGGAUCCGCUUUAUCGUCUCACAGAAGACGGGAACGUCCAGGACACUCCUGCUGAAGUGUUUGCAGCUCUGAGAGAACUGGGCUACCAGUCAUUCAGACCUGGACAGGAAAAGGCCAUCAUGAGGAUCCUGGCAGGGCUCUCCACCCUGGUGGUGCUGUCCACUGGAAUGGGUAAAUCUCUCUGCUAUCAGCUGCCAGCUUUUCUGUACGCACAGAGGUCAAAGUGCAUCACUCUGGUUAUUUCCCCUCUAGUUUCUCUAAUGGAUGAUCAGCUUUCGGGGUUGCCCACCAAGCUAAAGGCAGCCUGCAUCCACUCCAACAUGACGAUGAAACAGAGAGAAGCUGCUAUAGAAAAGGUGAAGUCUGGCCAGGUGUGUGUGCUGCUUCUCUCUCCAGAGGCUUUGGUCGUGCUGGAGCUAUGCUUCAGGCUCAGGGAGACAGAGGUGCUCCGGGAACGCCUUGGAGUCAAGUGUUUGCUGGGACUCACGGCUACGGCCACUUUGUCCACGGCGCUGGACAUCGCUCAGCAUUUGGACAUCAGCGAUAAAGACGGAAUAGCUGUGCGGUCCGCAGCCGUGCCCCCCAACCUCAACCUGUCCGUGUCCACAGACAGAGAGAAAGACCAGGCUUUGGUUUCUCUGUUGAAAGGCGAUCGUUUUGGCUGUUUGGACUCCAUCAUAGUCUACUGCACCAGACGAGAGGAGACUGUCCGAGUGGCUGCACUGCUGCGGACCUGCCUGCAGGGGGUGGUGUUGAGAGAAAAUACCCAAAUAAGCAGCAGCAAUCAGGCAGAGGACAACCCAGUGGGGCAGAAGAAGAAGGAACUAGCUCGUAAGAAGAUCCGUAAACCCUUGAAAUGGCAGGCUGAGGCCUACCAUGCCGGCCUGUCGGGUUCGGAGCGCCGCCGGGUCCAGAACAACUUCAUGUGUGGGGAACUCCGGAUCGUAGUGGCCACUGUGGCGUUUGGCAUGGGGCUGGACAAAUCCGACGUUCGUGGAAUCAUCCACUACAACAUGCCAAAGAGUUUUGAGAGCUACGUUCAGGAAAUUGGGAGGGCUGGGAGAGAUGGACUUCCAGCACACUGCCACCUCUUCCUGGACCCGGAGGGUGGCGACCUCCAUGAGCUGCGCCGCCACAUCUACGCAGACACUGUGGACUACUACAUAAUCAAGAAACUGGUGCAGAGAGUUUUUCCUGCAUGUAAAUGUCGGAAGAUACACCAGAAGCAGCAGGAGCUCUGGAAGGAUGUUGGAGACGCUGAUCUGCUGGAGAUGAUGGAUGUCUGUGAUGAAAAUAAACUCGGAGAAAAGCAAGAGUCCACUGGCUCAGAGGUGCCUGACCUCGAUUCAGCUGAGCACAGCGAGGAAGGAAGCGUGAAAAAGAAGCUGGGCGAGUCAAAAGAAGGUAAAGACGAGGGAGCGGAUUGGCUGAGUGACCAGAAAACGGAGAGCUGUGAUUGGCCGGAGGAGCGUCUGUGUCACACCCAUGAAAGAGCGAUUCCCAUCCAGGAAACUGUGGAGGCUCUGGACAUCACAGAGGAAGGUGUUGAAACGCUGCUUUGCUACCUGGAGCUGCAUCCACAGCGGUUUGUUGAGCUUCUCCAUCCGACUCUGUCUGUGUGUAAAGUCCGGUGCUACGAUGGACCCAGACAGCUCCAGAAAAUCACAAAAAUUUGCCCGCCGGUUGCCGUGGCGUUGGCCAGGAAGAGAAUGAGGGGCGAACGCGUGGAGCGGUUCGAUCAGGUGGAGUUUGAUGUCGUUGAGGUGGCGGACACGAUGGGAUGGCAGCUUCCCCUGGUGAAGAGGGGACUGAGACAGCUGCAGUGGAGCACAGACAGAGGUGGUGGACGAAGCGGCAUCUUAGUUGAAUUUUCUUCCCCGUCUUUUUAUUUCCGAUCUUAUGGCGACCUGAGCGACGAGGAGAUGGACAAAGUCUGUCAAUUCCUUUAUCAUCGAGUCCAGGACCAAGAAAAAACGCAACUUUACCAACUCACAACCUGCUUCAAAGCCUUCAAGAGUGUUGCUUUCCAAACUGUGACGUCCUGUCUGGACGACUUGGAUGAGAGUCGCAGCUUGCAGCUGAAAAAUCUUCUUUCAGAAUAUUUUGACAAGCGGCGGGACAGAGAUCACUCGCUGCAACCGGACGACCUGGAAGAGCUCGACAAAUACAAGCUGUUGGACUGGGAGAGUCAGAUCAGAGUCGACAUCAGAAGUUUUCUUGCCAACAGAAGUGAUGAGAAGUUUUCAGGGAGAGCUGUUGCAAGAAUUUUGCACGGGAUAGGCAGUCCUUGUUAUCCGGCUCAGAUAUAUGGCAAAGAUCGACGAUUUUGGAGGAAAUACAUCCACUUUGACUUCAACCAACUCAUCCGACUGGCUACUCAGGAGAUUCUUCACUUCAAGUGACCGUCGUCGUCGGUCCAAGGAGUUGUUGGAUCUCUUUGUUAAUAAUGUAUAUUUCAGUAAUUAUUUGCAAGUAUACUUCUAUUUAUUUGUGUUAACUGUUAUGCAAUAAAAAUGUUUUUCUAGUUAA